Hydra vulgaris (swiftwater hydra) is the source of this 878-nucleotide messenger RNA. RefSeq names its product astacin-like metalloprotease toxin 5. The record is from RefSeq and is a predicted model, not a curated record. Gene Ontology annotation, biological process: proteolysis. Gene Ontology annotation, molecular function: zinc ion binding; metalloendopeptidase activity. NCBI's taxonomy places the organism in Eukaryota, Metazoa, Cnidaria, Hydrozoa, Anthoathecata, Hydridae.
UUUAUGUUAGCUCAAGAAACAGGUGUUAACAAUAAAAGAAACAUACUUAUAAGGGAAAAAAAAUCAGAUUUAUAUAAAGCAUAUCAUGUUUCUAUUGACUGCUAUCGUAUGUUCAAGUCUUUUAGCCUUAUCUGCAGGAUGGGUCAAGCAGAUGGAAACCCCUGGUUUUUAUCAGGGAGAUAUACAGUUGUCACCUGAACAAUGGGAAAGUGUACAAAAUAGAAGCAGUCCAUUCGGUUCAAUCAGAAACAGACGUUGGCCAAAUGGAAAAAUACCAUAUGCUUUUGAAAAUUCUUUAGGGCAACAAGGAAGAGAUGCAGUAAAUGCAGCAAUUGCAGAUUAUCACAAAUUUACGUGUUUAAGAUUUACUCCACGGAGGGGAGAGUCAAACUAUAUAUCUUUUUUCAGUGGUACUGGAUGUAACUCGCCGGUUGGAAUGUAUGGUGUAAAUAGAAUUUCAUUAGGUGCUGGUUGUCUUGAUAAAGGAACUGCUCUUCAUGAAAUUGGACACAGCAUUGGUCUUCAACACGAACAAUGCCGUCCUGACCGUGAUCAACAUGUAAUAAUUCAUACCAAAAAUAUUGAUGGGCCAUGGGCGUAUGCUUUCGCAAUUUCAAACGAAGUGGAUUCUCUUGGUACACCAUAUGAUUUAAGUUCCAUGAUGCAUUAUAGUUCAACAGCAUUUGCAAAGCCUAACACUAAAACAAUAACAACAAAAGAUCCUUCAAAGCAAAAGCUUAUUGACAACUAUAACAGAAUUUUCGGCUUUAGCUCAACAGAUAUUGUUCAAAUUAAUAAAAUGUACUCUUGUGGAAAAAAACUUAUAUAACAACCUAAUGUGAAAAAAAUUAAUAUAAACAUUUUACUUAUUUAGAGUA